AUUGAAUAUACAAUCUCUGCUUCUGUGAUAUUCAACUCAUUGGCCUCUGAGUUUGCGGAAGCUUAACUGCUGAAAGUUGUAAAAUACAUAUGCGUGGUGCAGCUGCCUUAUUGACUGUAAAGAACAAACCUAAACUGAUCCAUCCUACGAAAGGAUCAUGGGGUAGUCUGACUUCCACAGUACAAAGGCAAGGAAUGAAGAAUGAUUCUGAGGGAGAGUCUGUGGUUACAAAAGAGAAAGCUGACCCAAUUGCAGCGUUCAGCAAGCCUCCACCACUCCCCCCUCUUCUUGGUCCAUUGGCUGUUCUUUCAUUGUUAGAAACAUAUUUGAGUCCUGAUGGAAACGAUGACUAGAAGGGGAUGUUUUGUAAUACCUUUCUCGGCCAUCUGGCUAAGGUCAAGUGUAGUAUCUAUUCUAGAAGGGGAUGUUUUGUUAUACCUUUCUCGGCCUUUUGGCUAAGAUCAAGUUGUAGUGUCUGUUCUAGAAGGGGAUGUUUUGUAUGUUCACAAACUCUACCAUGUCCAUGACCCCGCUGUGGUUAUGUUUGAUAUUUUCUUUAUUUGUGAAAUGAAGUAAAAUAAAGAGUACAUAUAAAAAAGUGGAGACCCAAAACGUGUAAGGGUUAUAAAGAUUAGAAUCUUUGUAUAGGGCUUGCAAAUGCUCCAGAUCUUUUUUGUUAUACACGAGAUUCUAUUAGUCAAGGAUGUGUAAGAACUGCGUUUCAGUGUUUGUACCUUAUAAAGUUGGAAUUUAUGAA
Molecule: messenger RNA, 757 nt
Organism: Cucumis melo (muskmelon)
Lineage: Eukaryota; Viridiplantae; Streptophyta; Magnoliopsida; Cucurbitales; Cucurbitaceae
Exons: 2
Coding region: 90-353 (87 amino acids)
Source: RefSeq, a predicted model, not a curated record